Molecule: messenger RNA, 1414 nt
Organism: Protobothrops mucrosquamatus (brown spotted pit viper)
Lineage: Eukaryota; Metazoa; Chordata; Lepidosauria; Squamata; Viperidae
Gene: MAPRE3
Product: microtubule associated protein RP/EB family member 3
Exons: 6
Coding region: 7-858 (283 amino acids)
Biological process (GO): protein localization to microtubule plus-end; spindle assembly; regulation of microtubule polymerization or depolymerization
Cellular component (GO): cytoplasmic microtubule; spindle midzone; microtubule organizing center
Molecular function (GO): microtubule plus-end binding
Source: RefSeq, a predicted model, not a curated record
UGGGGCAUGGCCGUCAAUGUGUAUUCCACGUCUGUGACUAGUGAGAACUUGAGUCGUCAUGACAUGCUAGCAUGGGUCAAUGACUCUCUGCAGCUCAACUACACCAAGAUUGAGCAGCUUUGCUCAGGGGCUGCCUAUUGCCAGUUCAUGGACAUGCUAUUUCCUGGCUGCAUUCACUUGAGGAAGGUGAAGUUUCAGGCCAAAUUGGAGCAUGAAUAUAUACACAACUUCAAGGUGUUACAGGCUGCAUUCAAGAAGAUGGGUGUGGACAAGAUCAUCCCAGUGGAGAGAUUGGUAAAAGGAAAGUUCCAAGAUAACUUUGAAUUCAUUCAAUGGUUUAAGAAAUUCUUUGAUGCCAACUAUGAUGGAAAGGAGUACAAUCCAUUAUUGGCGAGGCAAGGCCAGGAAGUGGCACCCGCUCCAAACCCAGGUGAUCAGAUCUUCAACAAACACAAGAAACCCAUUGGCACUGCAGUUCCACAGAGAACCUCCCCAACAGGCCCCAAGAACAUGCCGAAUCCAGCUCGAGUGAACAUCACUCCCAGCAAUAUUGUACGGAAAAAUCCUCCUUUGGCUCGGAAUGGGGGCAGUGAAGCUGAUGCCCAGAUCCUGGAGCUUAACCAACAGUUGAUGGAUUUGAAACUGACAGUGGAUGGGCUGGAGAAAGAGCGUGACUUCUACUUUAGCAAACUGCGGGACAUUGAGCUGAUCUGCCAGGAGCACGAGAGUGAGAACAGCCCCAUCAUUUCAGGCAUCAUAAGCAUCCUGUAUGCUACAGAGGUCAGUGAAGAAGGCUUUGCCCCUCCAGAGGAUGAGGAAGUGGGCGAGCAACAUCCAGAAGAUCAGGAUGAAUAUUAGCUAUGCGAAAGCACACUUGAUUUCUCGCUGUCUGGCUAUGACAGAUCACCCCAUGCUCCUCACUUACCAUGGACAUUUAAGGUUUUGCAUUGUACAGCCUCAUCCUCCACAGUCACAUAUUAUAACAGGUUUUCUAUCGACAAGAGGCCCCCAGUGGUUUCUGUAUGUUGUGCAGAGCCCACAGGAAGCCCAGAACUACAUGGUAAAAAAAGGCAUCAGUAGGUGGCGAAGACCAGCACUGUAAAUACCUUGUAGUGGGGCAGAAUUCCUAGAUUGGUGGCCUGGCUCUUUUUCCUCCUCCUGGUCCAUCCCAUUUACCCCUAUUUAUUGAUUUCAGUUGUCUUGGGUGUGAGUGCUGCAAUCCCUUGUAUUAUAUUGAGAGACAAAUUCUUUGUAUAUUUUUCCGUACUGGAUUUCACUAGCACUUUGCCUGUCAUAUUCAUGCUGAGCCAAGCUCUGGCACCCCUCCUGGCUUCAGAAAAUUUGGGAGCAUGUGAGCCUAAAGGCCAAGCUCAGUACUAGAAGCUCGCUCAGUGGGUGGGUGCAGGGGGAGGGG